UAACAGUUUCUAGCUUUCAUUCCUCAUUUUACACUAGGCUAACUGUAGUAUCGUGAUUUUCUUUGUCUGUGUUAGAGGAUCCGGUUCCGUCACGGUGGGCCGUUAGAGCUGUCUGCCAAAGUCAUACUUCGCACUCACGACACAACUCGAUCCCCACUUCGUCCACCAGCAGAAGGAGCGGCAUCGCUGGCCUGCCGCCUCGAGGAGCCCCGCCGUCAUGGGCCCCAAGGACCCUUCGCCGGCGCCGAGCGCACGAACGGUCUCCGUUGCUGAGAACCACGGGCGGAGCGCCGUACGGGAUGGUGCGGCUGAACCACGGGUCGAGAUCCCGUCUUUGCCCGGCGCGCCGGCGCCCUCGGAGGACGUGCUCCUCCGCCUCCCCGGCGCGCAGCUCCACCUCAUCGAUCGCCGACGCAGCCUCCCGCUCGCCGCCGGCGACCUCUAUCUGCUCCGCAUCCGCGCCGGCGACACGUCCCUCGCCGCCAUCGCGCGGCUCGGCCCCAUCCAGUGGCCGCUCGCCCGCGACGUCGCCGCCGUCAAGCUCGACCCCCGCCACUACUCCUUCUCCCUCGCCGUCCCCGCCUCCCCCGACGACCCGCUCCACUACGGCCUCACGCUCUCCAACCCCGACCCGCGCCUCGACGGCGUCCUCGCCACCUACACCAGGUUCUCGGCCCAUUCUGUUGCCGGCAGCGAGGGGCUCGCCCACAGGGUGCGCGGCGAGGUGGAGGCGGCCGCGUACUGGACGACCGUGGCGCCGAACGUCAAGGAGUACGGUGGCACCGUGGCGAAGGCGAUCGCGAUGGGCGCCGACAACCUGGCCAAGGGGAUACUGUGGUGCGGCGAGAUGACGGUGGAGAGGCUCCGGUGGGGGAACGAGGUGCUCAGGAAGAGGAUCCAGCCCGGUGAUGCUGAGGCCGAGGUCAGCCCGGAGAUGCUCAAACGGAUCAAAAUGGUUAAGAAGGUGACAAAAAUGUCUGAGAAAGUGGCUGCUGGAAUACUGUCUGGAGUCGCGAAGGUUACUGGCUAUUUUACAGGUUCAUUAGCUAACUCAGAAGCUGGCAAGAAGUUUUUCAACCUAUUGCCUGGAGAGAUUGUUCUUGCUUCGCUUGAUGGAUUUGGUACGGAGAGAAAGCCGCUGCUGCGACGAAUGAAGGGCUCGAUGCAGCCGGCCACGCCCUAGGCACGGCGUGGGCUGUGUUCAAGAUCGGCCAGGCCAUGAACCCAAAGAGACUCCUGAAACCCAGGUCGCUCGCCAUAUCCACCGUCCGGUCUCUGCUGUCGAAACUGUAGCCACCACACCCCCUGGCCCCUUGAAUGGAUUGAAUCGCCGGUCCAUCGUACCCUCUUCUCGGGGUUCGCCUAGUUUCUACCGCCGCCACGAUCAGCCCAGCCGGCCUUGCUCCACCAUUACAAUCUACUAGUGGUUGGGGCGUGCCAUUGG
This is a messenger RNA of Triticum urartu, 1444 nucleotides long. Its product is annotated as senescence/dehydration-associated protein At4g35985, chloroplastic-like. Gene Ontology annotation, cellular component: plasma membrane. NCBI's taxonomy places the organism in Eukaryota, Viridiplantae, Streptophyta, Magnoliopsida, Poales, Poaceae. The record is from RefSeq and is a predicted model, not a curated record.